This is a messenger RNA of Chelmon rostratus (copperband butterflyfish), 1041 nucleotides long. RefSeq names its product retinal homeobox gene 1 (gene rx1). Gene Ontology annotation, biological process: positive regulation of transcription by RNA polymerase II. Gene Ontology annotation, molecular function: DNA-binding transcription factor activity, RNA polymerase II-specific; RNA polymerase II cis-regulatory region sequence-specific DNA binding. Lineage: Eukaryota; Metazoa; Chordata; Actinopteri; Chaetodontiformes; Chaetodontidae. The record is from RefSeq and is a predicted model, not a curated record. The coding region runs from base 1 to 1041 and encodes 346 amino acids. The transcript is spliced from 3 exons.
AUGCAUUUAUCACUGGAUACCAUGAGCAUGGUGGAUGACAGCUGCCUCUCACCCAGCAACUUCCACGAAAUGGGGAAAGGUGGGGGCAUGGCUGCGGGGGGCCGCGUCCACAGCAUUGAUGUCAUCCUAGGUUUCAGUAAAGACCAGGACCCCCUGCUCAGCCCUGCUGGAGCCCCGCGACCUCAUAAAGUGGACAUAGAUGGCCUAGCAGAGCCUGGGAAGCAGCAGGAGCCCUCGUCACACCCGACCUACAGCGGGCACCUUUCCUCUCUGAGGAACGGCAGCGCAGAGCAGCAGCAGCAAUACCACGAUGCUGGCUUAUUCUCAAACAAAUGCGACGAGGAGCUGAGCGAGCUGAGGAAGAGUGUAGAGAGUGAUGAAGGCAAGUCCCCGGAGCCAUGCAAGGAUGAUCAGCCCAAGAAGAAGCACAGGCGCAACCGCACCACCUUCACCACCUACCAGCUGCAUGAGCUGGAACGUGCCUUUGAGAAGUCCCACUACCCAGAUGUGUACAGCCGCGAGGAGCUCGCUAUGAAGGUGAACCUCCCAGAGGUCCGAGUCCAGGUCUGGUUCCAGAACCGCAGAGCUAAAUGGCGCCGGCAGGAAAAAAUGGAUGCCAGCACCAUGAAGCUCCACGACUCACCCAUGCUGUCCUUCAACCGCCCGGCACCAGUUCACACCAGCAUGGGCCCCAUGACCAACUCCCUCCCCUUGGACCCCUGGCUGUCCUCUCCCCUGUCCAGUACUACCCCUGUCCACAGCAUCCCAGGCUUCAUGGGUCCAGCUCAAGGCCUCCAGCCCAGCUACCCCAGCCACAGCUUCCUCAACUCCUCUCCUCAUCCUCAUCCUCACUCUCAUCCUCAUCCGUCCAUGGGCCAGGGGAUGCAGAGUAUGGCUCCUCCUCCCUACCAGUGUCCGGCACCGUACCCCGAUAAAUACCCUCUGGAGGACGUGGACCAGCGCAGCUCUAGUAUCGCUGCACUGAGAAUGAAAGCCAAGGAACACAUCCAGUCUAUGGAUAAGACCUGGCAACCCAUGUGA